This is a messenger RNA of Ogataea polymorpha, 1548 nucleotides long. RefSeq lists its product as uncharacterized. Gene Ontology annotation, biological process: transmembrane transport. Gene Ontology annotation, cellular component: plasma membrane. NCBI's taxonomy places the organism in Eukaryota, Fungi, Ascomycota, Pichiomycetes, Pichiales, Pichiaceae. The record is from RefSeq and is a predicted model, not a curated record. The coding region runs from base 1 to 1548 and encodes 515 amino acids. The transcript has a single exon. Gene Ontology annotation, molecular function: transmembrane transporter activity.
AUGUCACAGACGAAUUAUUACCAACAACAACCCCAGCAUGGCUUCAACGUACCACCGCCUCAGUAUAGUCAGCAGGGCAAUUACUUAUCCGCCAACGAGAAGCUGAACCAGAACUACUACUAUGAUCGCCCCCCAGCUCCUGAACCUGGUAAGGAAACCUUUGAUGAAACAUUCAAAGUCGAGAAACCGAAGUUCCACGAUGUUCCAUUCACAAUUCUGUUUCUGGCUACAGUUGCUGGAUUUUUUGUUGUUGCGGGCAUCACCCUGAGACAUUACGCCACCUCGUAUUCGUAUGAAGGUUCCUCGAUUUAUAAUGCUGGCAAUUCCUUCUCAUUGAACACCAACACGAUAGUCUUAUUUGCGUUUGUUAUUGUUGUUGCCUUGGUUCUUUCCUUGUCAACCAUUGCCGUUGCUCGGAUGUUCCCGAGGAAGUUCAUUACCAUUUCGCUGAUAUUGAAUGUCAUUCUUGGCUUGGGAACGGCAAUUGCCUACCUCGCAAAGGGCUACUACUCGGCAGGUAUUGUUUUUCUUAUCUUUGCCGUACUCACAGCAUUUUCUUACUGGACCAUGAGAGGCAGAAUUCCGUUUAGCGCGACUGUUCUCACGAUUGUUAUCGAUGUUAUGAAACAGUACCCUAGUACGUGGAUCAUUACUGCAAUUGGUUUUUUCGCAAUCGGAGCCUUUUCGGCGUUAUUCUCUGUCACUGUGGUCGCCUCGUACAUGAAAUGGGGUGACCAAACCUCCGAAGGCUACAACCAUGCCAGGUUGGUUGGACUGCUGGUGUUUGUCUUUUUUGCGGGAUACUACAUCAGUGAAGUGAUGAAGAAUGUUAUACAUGUCACAGUGAGUGGAAUCUAUGGUACCUGGUACUAUCUUUCCAAGUCCAACGCCGGAAUGCCAAAAUUUCAGGCCCUGGGUGCUCUGAAAAGGGCUCUCACUUAUUCGUUUGGAUCCAUUUGUUUUGGUUCGCUGAUUGUCACAUUUAUCCAGCUAUUGCGUCAAGGAGUUCAAAUUGCCCGGCAGAAUGCUCUGAACAAUGGGGAGGGAGUUCAAGCUUGCUUGUUGCUUUGCGCUGAGUGCUUCAUUUACGUCAUCGAGUGGUUUGUGAGAUACUUCAAUCACUAUGCGUACUCAUAUGUGGCCCUCUACGGCAAGAGCUAUCUGAAGUCUGCAAGGGACACCCAUUACAUUUUUAGCUAUAAGGGCAUGGAUGCUCUGGUCAAUGAUUGCCUGAUCGGAACAGCUUUGGGAAUGUACUGCACUUUUGUUGGAUACGUGUCUGCCUUGCUCGCGUAUCUGUACUUGCGGUUCACCAAACCAGGCUACAACACCGAAGGUUCAUACUACGCUCCAGUGGUUGCAUUCACAUUUUUGAUUGCCUUGCAAAUAUGCAAUGUUAUUAGCUCUGUGAUUAGAUCAGGAACCGCAACAUUCUUCCUGGCUCUCGCCAAGGACCCGGAGGUCUAUCAGGCAAGUUAUCCCGAUAGGUUCAAUGAGGUGUUCAGAGACUAUCCUGAGGUGCUAGAAAAGAUCCGCACGCGCGACUAA